UCCUGCUGACUGCAGGUCAGUUGGCUGUCCUCCACAUGGGUGUCUGAUGUGAAUGUGAGAAUACGACAUCAGCAGAAUUUCAGGGCAUUUCUGAGAGGAUUUGUAGGGCUUUGUUUAAUGGUGCAUUGCAGGGGUUUUUUUUGUUUGUUUGUUUACCAGUGAUGCAGUCCUGCCAUUUACUGCAUUUUUGAUGUUUUCUCAAGUGCUUUGCAAAGAAGCAGAAUUAUUUGUAUUAAUCACAUCCCAGGUUUUUCUAUGUAAGCACUUAUACUGAAAAUUUUAUGUGAGGCUUAAAAUAAAACAAAGAUUUUGGAGUAAGUUCUACAGAUAGUAAGAAUCUGGAUAUACUUGCUCUUCAGUUUUCCUUUAUAGUCUGCUUAGUACUUCUUUUUCAUACUAUAUGUGAUGCUACAGUGUGUAAGAGCGGGAUUGGUUUUGAUUUUUGAAUUAUUUCUGAUUUGGAUGAUUUAGGCUGCAAGAAAUGUAGAAAAGCUUCACAAAAGUAACUACAUAUUCAAAAUCAGUUAUGAACAGAGAGUGUAACUGUGACAUUUAUUUUCCAACGGUGCAGAUUAGUUCAGCUUACAACAGGGCAAAUGAAAAACUAAAAACAUAAUAAUUUUUUAAAAAGUAUCAGUAUCUCCUCAAUUUUGAGUUUGUAGAAAUCUGUUUAAGUCACAUAAAUAUUGUCAAAAAUGAAAUACAACUUCUGAAAAACAUUAGUUUAAUGAGAUGUCGUUGCUUUUAUUUUCCUUGUAACUACUCUCUUAGUUAUGUUUAACUGAGGUACAGUAUUUCAUGGGGUAGUUCAUUGCAGAGUUGUUGAUUUAGGCUUAAGUUAAGGAAAGCUUGUCCACGGUGCCUUCUUGAAACUCUUAAGUAUUUAUGCUUAGGUUUUCAUGGAGUCCGAGUUUAAAUCCACUAAAAUUAAUGGACUGGUAUUAUUCACAGCAGGUUUUCUUGUACUUACACAUUCUGAGGACUGGGGAGGAUUCUUAGAUUGGAGUCUCACAACUGUUUGGUCAGGAAAGUUAGGCAGUGAGCACAAAGCAACUCACUAGCUGCACGGAUCAUUGAGAGGGAGACACGCAACUUUUUGGAAACUUCUGUAUAGAUCCUUUGUAGUAUAUGAACUUAGAUGUGGAGGGAGCAGGGGAAGGGAAAGGAGGAAAAAAGAGCAAAUCCAAAUCCAUGAAUGUUGAAAUUGCUGUAAACUGUUGAAACUCUGUCAUUUGUCACUUAGUGGAUGAAUAGCUCUGAGAACGGUUUAAAAAAGAGCAAACUAAUCAAAAUAGCUUAAUUAAUGUAAAAAGUCAUAACAGUGAUGGAAAUCGUUGAAAAUAUUCCCUAAGGCGAUAGGGUUAGAGCAACAUCUGAAAGUUAAGUAAUCAAUAGAAAGAAAUCAGUUUUAAUUAAGUUGAUAGUAAUUAGAUCUUGUACUUCAGAGUAUGAGAUUAUUAGUUCAGCUAUCAGUAAAACAUUUUCUCUAUGUUCAUUGUGGAGUGGUAGAGGAUUUUACCUUCAUUUUAAUUUUUCUCUAAAGUUUUAGGUCCUGGCUACUGCCAUAUGCAUGCUGCAGAUUUGAUUUAAUUUGAUACGAUAGCAGAGAGGAAUAAAUUUCAGCAGUGAUCUAAAGUAUAAAAUGACUGUUGGAAUUUUAUUCUUUUGCUUUCCAAUCUUUCUGUUGCUUUUAUGGAUGCAUAACACAAAAUUUGUACAAAUGACAGCCUGUUGUACCUUUGAAUACAUAAAAAAAUUCAGACAGCUAGAUGCAAUGGUCUUCUAACUGAUACCAACUUACACAUUCCGUGCUAAAGUAACAGAAGAUGAGCCAUCAGCCUGCUCUCAGCAAGAUUUAUACUGUAUAAAUAUGUAUAUACUGUAUUAAUGUCAGAAAGAGGUCCUCCCUAUCUAUUGUGGUUUUUCUAUUACUUAACACAGUCUUUAUGGAAUGAAAAUCUACAAAAUAAUCUUGCAACCCAUUUCCUACUCAACUUAUUCAAAAAACGAGUUCUGAUUAGCUUGAUUUUGUGUGUAUUUGUUUUGUUGUCCAUUAAAAUUAAAGAGGGAGGCAAGUUGAUAAUGUGAAGUAUGCCUGAAGAUUGGAACUCAAAUCAGCAGUUUUUCUCCACUGUUUAUCUACUUGUUAGCCACUGUAGUCAUGUCAUUCUCUUUGAAGUGCUAUGCUGGAUUUACAUAUGAUUUGAUUUUUAAUGAAUUCUAGAGGCAUUCCAGAGUGUAGGUUGCAAAGAGCAAUCUCAUGUUUCCUUGUGACCGCUGCAUUUUAGGAUGUUCUCGUGAAUCAAAUUAGUCACGACAAUGCAUUUCUUGAGCUAUGCCAGCAGCUUGGAGUAAGGGGCAUUUUCUGAGCCCUGGCUCUUGGUCUUGACUUCUCUCAGGUAGCAGUGGAUCUGGGGGUGCUUUGCAGGGGAUAGGGAGGUUCACAGUUCCUGUGGACGCUCAGAAGGUCUGUGUCACACUUCAGACCUUACUUCAUCACAUUUAAAAGCCUGGGCUGCCAUUUUAUUCUGGAAACUUUCUAGCUUCGCAACCUUCCAUAGUGUCAUUUUGCUGGAAGAAGGAUUUCAAUUGUUUCACCACUGAUUGUAUUUCAUGCUGCUUAUUUCGUUUCUGAGGAAGUUUCAGUUUUGCUCCUGAAUAGUAUCUGGUUGCAAAGUCCAACCAAAUCGUUCCUAUUCGUGACAGUUUAGACAAAAGAGUCUGUGGUGUAGAGCCGUCUUUUAUGCUUGUCUUUCUGAUGGCAUAUUUUAAAGAUAUUAUUUCCCUUUUGCUGUUGGAAGUGCUCGGGUAUGUGUGCCCAGCUGUUGCAUAUCUAGUACCAUUGGAAAAGGUGUUCAUGGCAUGCUGUCACACACUGCUUUCCCAUCAGUACUGAUCAGUUCCAUACUGAUUUACCUCAUUUUCACACUUGAGGAUUUUGGCAUGCAGACCUAUGUAAAGAUCUCUUACCAGGAAAGUACUGAACUACAUCUGCAUCUGCUAACAGUGGCACAUGAUCACACUACUGUGUGAAUUAUUCUUGCUCUGGACAAGGCUAACUCAAGUAUGGAUAUCAAGUCAUGGAGUAGUAUCUACCAUGCUCCUCUCUGGUCCAGUUUCUGUUCCAUUGACUUGAGGUGUUACUUUUUUUUGGAAGUCUUCACUAUGUACAGAUUUGUCUGUAUCUAUCAAGAUGUUCUUGGAACAUUUAUCAGAAGAAAUGAUCAUACCUGCAAACUGGCCUCAUAUAGGUAACACGUGAGCGUAUUGUGAAUAUCAAGGACAUUGAGGUGGUUUUAGUGUCUGUUGGACUGUGAUAGCCAAGUACCUUGUCCAUCAGUGUACCAGUUGGUUCCUGAGUCAGUACCAAGAAAGGAUAAAGAACUUGAAGAUGUGAUAUAACGAUGUCUGGGAUGAUAUUAGACCUCUCAGACAUGGAAGAAAAUCCUGCCUCACUUUUGGCACUUUGGAAUCAGCACCAAGAAGGGUACCCAUAAAUUUUCUGUUGGGAGAAGAGAAGGAUACUUCAUUCAGACUCAGAAUCUGAAUACAGACCAGGACAUGUCUGAGACUGUGCUGGGCAUCCAGAUCUCUUUGUAGAGACAGAAACUCCAGAGACAGCAGCCAAGUGGGUUUGGGAGGAGACAAGCUCAGGAAAUAAGGGAGUCUACUCAAGAUACUGCAAAUUUACCAAGGCCACAAUUGGAGAAUUCUGGCUCCCUAGCUGAAGCAUUUGAUCAGAUGUCUGGCAACAUAAGUGAAAUGAAAAACAAGGAAAAUGUAUUGCUUUUUGACUACUAGAGAGACAUGGGAAGGGACAGUGGAAUUUACAAAAUGCAUUCAGGAAAAUGGAAUUUCGAAGAUGCUAAACUAAACUGAUUUUCUGAUUGCCAAGACAAGUCUAGGGAAGAGGACAGAGAAACUAUGGCAGGGAGACUGCAUAAUGGGGAAAAGAAGCUGGAAGAGCAAGAGUUCCAGCAGGAGCUCUUCAGGGAGUACAUGCAUUGCCCGAAGGCAGGCUGCACGAUGGUCACAGGUUCUGUUUUAUGAAUGGGAAUAUUGGGAAUACUCCAUACUCAUUAUGUGCAAGAGAUUCACAGAUGUCCUUUGCAAAUCUGCUUGUGAAAGGCUGGAUGCUUUAAGACAACAGCAGAAAAGAAGAAAUGGAGUCUCAAUGAUGGUAAACAAGACUGUUCCUCGUGUUGUUUUGACACCAUUAAAGGUGUCUGAUGAGCAGUCGGAUUCACCUUCAGGAUCUGAAUCUAAAAAUGGUGAAGCAGAUGGUUCUGAUAAAGAGAUGAAACAUGGACAAAAGUCUCCAACUGGAAAACAAACAAGCCAGCACUUAAAGAGAUUAAAAAAAUCUGGUUUAGGACAUUUGAAAUGGACCAAAGCUGAGGAUAUUGACAUAGAAACACCAGGAUCUAUUCUAGUGAACACCAACCUGAGGGCUUUAAUAAAUAAACACACUUUUGCUUCCUUACCUCAGCACUUUCAACAAUACCUCCUGCUUUUGCUUCCAGAAGUAGACAGACAGAUGGGAAGUGAUGGAGUUUUGCGCCUCAGUAGUUCUGCUCUAAACAAUGAAUUCUUCGCCUAUGCAGCACAAGGGUGGAAACAACGAUUGGCAGAAGGAGAAUUUACUCCAGAAAUGCAGUUACGCAUCAGACAAGAGAUGGAAAAGGAAAAGAAGACAGAGCCUUGGAAAGAAAAAUUCUUUGAAAGGUUUUAUGGUGAAAAAUUGGGAAUGUCAAGAGGGGAAUCUCUGAAACUCACUACAGCGCAGAACAACGAUGAAGAUGACAGCAAUUCUUUGUGUGGAUCUUCUGGCACACCUGGUCCUUCUAAGCAAGCGACCUUUGAGGAACAUGAACAAAAAGGCACUAAAACUCCAGCACUACCAGAGAAAGAUAAUGGUCCAUCUCUUAGUAAUAUGGAACAGGUUCCUGUCAAGAAUCUAGUGGCAGAGACAGAGGAUAUACUGAUACCUGAAGAAUCAGUCAUUCAGGAGGAGAUUGCUGAAGAGGUUGAGACAAGUAUUUGUGAAUGCCAGGAGGAGAACCAUAAAACAGAACAGGAAUUUUCUGAGGAGUCAGUAAGUCCAGCUGGAACAAAUGAAGAAACAGAGGCAGUGCAGCUUGCAGACAAUGCUGAGUCCUGCGUCAUGAUGAAUGAUGUAACUGAUACUGUAUCUCACAUUGAAAUUAAAGUGGAGUUGAAGUCAGAAUGCCCUCAGGAGGAGAUGUCGGUUGUGAUAGAUCAGCUGGAGGAUUGUGUAUCACCAGCACGAUCAGCUUCAUCCACAAACUCUGUCAAUGAUACAGCAGACAAGGAUUCUGAGUCUGCAAAAGAGCUAAUUGCUCCAGAAAUGCAAAAUGCUGCUCUGGAGGGCAAUUUGUUCACUGGUGGGGGCAUUGCAGUGGAUAUGGAGCUUCAAAGUGACCCUGAGGAACAAUCGUCUGAGAAUGCUUGUACUUCUGAGACUUCCUUUUCCUCUGGAAGUCCAGAAGAACCAUGUGUUUGUAUUGCAUCUCCUGGAGGAGACACUCAGUCAACUUCAGAGGAACCCUGUACCCCAGCAUCUCUUGAGACAGCUUGUUCAUCUGAAGCGUCCAGUACCGAAAACACUGAAGGUGAUAUUCAGCAAAAAGUCACUGAUGAAAACUUGCAUACGCCUUUAAUGUCAGAAAUCUCUCCAAUGCCCACCUCACCUGUGACCUCAGAAGCAUCUCUGAUGUCAAAUUUACCUUUAACAUUAGAGGCAUCACCAGCUUCUAAUUUACCUUUAACAUCAGAAACUUCUCCAAUGUCUGAUUUACCUAUAACAUCAGAAACAUCUUCAGUAUCUUCUGUUCUUCUGACUUCUGAAACAUCUGUGGCAAAUAGUUUGCCUCUUCCAUCAGAAACAUCUCCUGUUUCAAAUUCCCCAAGCAAUGAAAGACUUAUUUUGCAACAAAGGAAAUCACCGUGUCUAUUAGAAGACUCACUCCACACUUUAAAAGAAGAAAGCUCUACCAUUCCUAAGGUGGUUCAAGAAGAGAACCUUGUUGUUCAGCCAAAGCAACUUCAGAGUGCACCUGAAAAUUUGAAAGUGGGUCCACUAACAAUUACACCUGAUACUUCAGCACUGGAAGAGCCCCAAAGCAAAAACCUUAGUCAUCAGCCAUGUAAGUCACAUUCUGAAAUUGAGAAAUCCUACAUUGCUUCCAUCCCAGAACACUCCUCCCCUCCAGAGGUGAUCAAAAUUAAAAAUCACAGUAUUCAGCAACGAGGUGACAAGAAAGGUACACUCAUGCCAUCAGAGGUAGCUAUCUUACCAGAAGGAUCAGCAGGCAAAAAUUUUGAACUGUUUCCAUCAAAGCAACAUGAAAAACUAUAUACCUCAUCUCUAGAUAAGUCUUCAUUCUCUGAAGUGUGCAGAAGUAAGUCUCAUAAGCUAACAGGCAGCACCCAAAGCCGACUAGAGAGUUCACAUUCCUCCAAAUCGUUAGAACCCACAAAAUCACCUGAAGUGAGGAAUGAAAGCAGAGACCCAGAGAUCCCAAAGAGGAAAACAGCAGAACAGCACAGUUUUGGAAUCUGCAAAGAGAAGAGAGCUAGGAUAGAUGAUGAUCAGCCUAAUCGUAGCGCUUCAUCAACAAGUCCAUCUGAUAAAGAUCAGCCGCUCAGAGAAGAACCCCGAGUUCCACCCCUUAAGAUUCAACUUUCAAAAAUUGGACCACCUUUUAUCAUCAAGAGUCAACCUGUUUCAAAACCAGAACCUCGAGUUUCCCCAAGUACAUCGGUCAGCAGUGGAAGAAACACUGGGGCUAGAACUCUUGCAGAUAUCAAAGCAAGAGCUCAGCAAGCAAGAGCCCAAAGAGAAGCAGCAGCUGCGGCAGCUGUGGCAGCAGCUGCAAGCAUUGUCUCUGGAGCAAUGGGGACUCCGUGCGAAGGUGGGAAGACAAGAACGCUGGCACACAUCAAGGAACAAACAAAGGCCAAGCUAUUUGCAAAGCAUCAAGCCAGAGCUCAUUUACUCCAGACUAAUAAAGAAUCAAAGUCACAGUUCAACUCAAAGGAAAGUACCUCAUCUCUAGAAAUAUCAGCUUCUACUGAUGCAAAGAUUGAAGGCUCUACUGGUGUCAUUAUAGUUAAUCCUAACUGCAGGUCCCCUAGCAACAAAUCUGCUCAUCACCGUGAGACUACCACUUUAUUACAGCAGUCACUUAACACAGCUACAUUACCAGAAACUGCUACUGAGAUACCUGUGCACAGUUCCGAUGAGAAUAUACCUAUGCCACAAUUGUGUGAGAAAAUUAUUUCAUCUACCUCUACUGAAAGUAACAGUGUGCCAGUGCUUUAUAAUAAAAGUUCAGUCUCUGUGUCUGUAUGCAGCACUGCUAUGUCUGGAGCAAUUAAAGAACUUUCUUUUGCAAGUUCUGUUGAUAAAUCCUCUGUUUUAAUGUCUGUUGACAGUGUGAACACAGCAGUUUCAGCUUGUAAUAUAAAAAUGCUGAAAUCCAUCCAAGGGGCUGAUACUCCGUGCAUAGCCGUUGGACCAAAAUGUAUUGAUAACAGUAAUGUACCGGUCUCCAUAGACAGUACGGUCUUAUCAAAUGCCGUCGAUGACAAAAGGUUGCCGAUACCAAGUAGCAAUGCAAAUAAUGCAGUCUCCAGUCAUUAUGCCACUGUGCCAGCUUCAUCCAUUGCAAAUAACUUGCCAAAUCAUCUCUCUGGUAGUUCUGUACUGAUUCCCCCAGUGGGGACUACCAACAGAUUUUCUUCUGAUAAGAUAGCCAUAACAGGGUGUAACGAGCAAAGCACUGUCUCCAUCCACACUACCGUCAGGUCAGCUUUAAGUUGCAGUGAGGCUGUUGCAGUAGCAGAUUCUGUCUCAAGGCCACCCAUUUCAAUGUUUACUGGUAACAUGGUGACAAUAAGCUCCUAUGAUAAUGCUACUAAAUUAAAUGCUGAUCUCUUAGACAAAAGCUCUGGAGCACGAAACCGAAUGGAUCUCUCGGGUAAAUCUCAGCCAGUGAGCUAUACACAAACUGCCAUGAAUAGAUCUAUACCUUGCAAAGUCAUUGUUGACCACACUACAAAUCUGAAUUCUAGUCUGUCACUUUCUUCUUCAAUUGAAAAUGCAGAGAGCAGCACGGACCUGCAGAGCAGACCUGUACGGACAGAAGCUGCCUUACAAAGUAUAGCCUGUCCUCAGGUGUCUGUAAUAAGCAGGCCUGAAGUAAUCUCUAACGAAAGUCUUGAGCACAGUUCCAGCUUUAUCACCAUUACAGCAAAGCAAGACAGCAAGAACUUGCAGGCAGGUUGUUCAAGUCUUCGAGAAGUGCCUCUUCCUCCCCAGGAUAAACUAAUUGAGGUGGUUGCUCCCAGCCAAGGUUUUGCCGAGCAGUUAAGAGGUCCUUCGGCAUUUAAAAAUGAAGCAGAUGCUGCCUGUGUCAGUCAGUAUAGCACUAACAAUAGAAUUUGUUGGCAUGAUGAAGAGGCAAUGAGCACAGACCAGCCGGUGGUCAGCCAUCUUAACGCCAGUAAGCAUAAGGAAUAUGCAGAACAAAACUGCUUAAAAAGUGUCAAAACCGAACCUUCCAGUUACACGCAAAUGUCAGAGCUGCAGUCCAGGAGUCUUUUGACAAGCCUUGCUGUUCCUGUUAAAUCUGAAACUAACGAGUCUGACAAGUGCUUCAGGAUGGACACGGAGGAUUUCACAGGCCCUGAAAUGGCGGCCCAACCCGCAGAAAUAGCCCCGAGCGCACAGCCAACGCAGGCCACCAAGGCACCCAUUGCGGAUUCCAUGGACGACUCCCUGUCCCUGACAACAGAAACCCUCAAAAGAGUUACGAGUGCUGGGGGCUCAAGCUGUCGCCUCUCGUCAGUAGAGGCCAACAAUCCUUUAGUGACACAAUUACUGCAAGGCAAUCUGCCUUUAGAGAAAGUGCUGCCGCAGCCCAGAUCAGGAGCCAAACUAGAAAUUAACAGGCUUCCCUUGCCUUUGCAAACUACCUCAGUAUGUAAAACAGCAGUGUCCGAGAGAAAUAUUGUUGAGCAUCCUUCCAGUUCUCCUAACCCAGAUGGUAAAGGAUUUACAGCAGGCAACAUAGCCCCGCUACAAAUCAGAAAGCGUGAAAGCCAUCCAAAAAAGAGGAUGGCUAGGACUGUAGGGGAACAUGCUCAAAUUAAAUGCGAGCCUGGGAAGGUGUCAAUGGACACUGAUGUUAAAGUGACUCCUUGUGUAAUUAGUUCCAGCAUGAACCAGCUAGGGCACGGGCAGCCAUUUAAACAAGAGUGGCUGAACAAACAUGCAGUUCAGAGCCGCAUCGCUCACAGCCCAGAGAUCAAGCAGCAGAAGAGGCCAUUGCCUUCGUGCAGCUUCCAGCAGAGCUUAUUUCACAUUGAUAAAAACGGCAGCUUUCACGCAGAAGCUAGUACCUCACAUAGACAGCAUUUUUACCAAAUGUCCAUGGCUGCGAGAGGCCCAAUUCCCACGGCAGCUUUGUUGCAAGCUACUUCAAAAGGCCCACCUGGCUGCAAUGCGUUUGCUUUUAGCAGGCACCUGGAACAGAAGGGCUUGGGAGAUGGGAAUAUUUCUACAGCAGCUCACCAGCUGAGGCUAGGAAGUGUGUUUUCCCCCAAUAUUCAGAUUAAGGAAGGUGAUGACAUUGCCAGUGCCUCUCAGACGCUCCAGAGUAAAACCUUAGUGCAUCCUCCCCCUCCGCCUCCACCCCUGCCCCCGCCUCCCCCUCCUCACCCAAAUGCAGAGGUCCCCUCUGAUCAAAAACAACCGACAGUUACUAUGGAAACCACAAAAAGACUUAGUUGGCCUCAGCCAGCAAGCAUCUGUAGCAAUAUAAAAUCUGAACCUGUUUCUUUUGAGGAAGGUUUAAGCAGCAGCUGUGAACUGGGCAUGAAACAAGCUUCCUAUGAUCAGAAUGAAGUGAAAGAACAGUUAAAAGCGUUUGCAUUAAAGAAUGCAGAUUUCUCUUCCUAUUUACUCUCUGAGCCACAGAAGCCUUUUACCCAACUUGCUGCUCCGAAAAUACAGACGCAGCACCCGCAGCCACAGCAGCAGCAGCAGCAGCUCUGUGGAAGUUAUCCAACAAUACACUUUGGUAGCACAAGCUUCAAAAGGGCAGCAUCUGCAAUUGAGAAAUCGAUUGGGAUGUUAGGAAGUGGCUCAAACGCUGCCACAGGCCUGUCUAACCAGAACGCGCAGAUGCCGGUUCAGAAAUUUGCUGACAGUAGCAAUGCCGAUGAACUGGAACUGAAAUGCUCUUGCAGGCUGAAAGCCAUGAUCGUGUGCAAAGGCUGUGGCGCCUUCUGUCAUGAUGACUGCAUAGGGCCUUCCAAACUGUGUGUAGCUUGCCUGGUUGUACGGUAGAGACUGGGUCAAAGAUGCAGUAUCCCUUGCCAGCACGGGAGGACAGGGCAGAGGAACGGAGGGAUUGGAACAGUUUAGGCCAUUAACAGUUUACAAUUAGUUGAUGAGCUGUUUAUUUUUGUUAUUUUUUUUUCCCUCGUGGUGCUUUCAGAAUUUAGUUAUUCUGGCCUGAGUGCCAUGCCCAGGAAAGAAGAGGAAACCUCUAGGGCUAGUUUUUUAAAAAACUGAUAGCUUUGCCACUGAAGCUUCUGUGAGCACUCGUGCUGUGUUAAAAAAGAAGAAAAGGCAUUAUUGCAUGGCAUUCCUAGCUUCUAUUUAUUUGCACAAAGUGCAGCACGUUUUCCCCCACUUUUUGAUUGUUGAUAGAAGCUACAGGUUAAAGAUCAGUGGAAAAAUAACUGCGAGAAGUGGGGUACUAUGCAGAACAAAUAGCACCCUGGAUACCAACUGCCCGUCUCAUGCUGGGCAUUGGGUAGGUGUGGGCAUCAGCCAUGGUAGCUUCUCAGUUACUUUGCAGAUUUUUCUGCUAAUUGAAUUGUUUUCUUAAAAAGACUUCCAUUGUCUAGGUCUAAAAUAUAGUCACCUCACUUAGCAAAAAAGGAGGAAUUUAGAUCAUUAGAGGAGUUUCCUCAUGUGCCUGCUGGGGAUUAUGGAACUGAAAUCUUACUCAUCAUCUCUUCUCAUUGAUUCCUUGAGAAAGACUCAUAUGUGUGAUGGGUUAGUGUAACCAGCACUGGAAUCAUGUUGCUUUCAGUAGAGUCUCGAGAAAGUAACUUCUCUGCUGGGAAUUAGAAGCCUCUUUUCCUGUUUCCUACUCAAAUAUUCUUUAUUUGUAUUAGUCUCUCUAAUCUGUCCACUUGGUUUGUCAGCCCCAAAUAUAUAUAGGGUCAGACGUAUGUAAUAGGUUCUGGAUAUUUUAGCCUUUCUGUGGCCUAAAAUUGAUGCAUUCUUAUGAUGAAUUAAUAAGGAAAGAUUCUAAUUGUGUAUUGAUUGAAUACUAGAUUAUCAGUUAUUUUUCCUCUUAUGUGAGUUUCUCGGAAUAACAUGAAUUUUAUCAUUUGAAGUCAUUCUUAAGCACUACCUUUUUCUUUCUGAGUGGAAUUUAGACUUCUUACUCUACAUUUUAGAAACUUGAAAGCAAAAAGGCAUUUUUAAAAGGGAUACUGCAUCUUUAAAGUGAUCUUCAGUAUUUAUCUGGUACUGUAUUUAAAUUUAGGACUAUAGUUGCAUUCCAGAUGUGUUAGCCGUCAUUACAGCAGAGAAGAAAAACAAUAAUUUGGGGGGCCUAUACACCUAAAAGGAAAAUAUUAUAAAGGGAUAAAGCACGUGCAGUUGCUGGGGAGAUGAAAAUACCUUGGGUUUUUUUACUCCCACUUCAAGAACACAAAAUGCAGAGUGCAGAUCAUCCAUCUGCCAGUUGGGUCUGCCCAAAUGUGAGCAUCAGAGACAAAUGUUAUUUUUACCAUUACAGUAGAACCUCAUUAAUCCAAAGACCUUCCAAUCUGCUCAAGAAAACUGGUUUUCUUUUCGCAGUUCUCAGAGCAAUGUAAUAAGAGUGCAUCAGGUGUAAUACUCUUUAGAUCUCAGCAUUACUUAAACAUAUAAUGCUGCAGUUACUGUGGCAUUCUGAAAUAUUAAUGUGAAUGAAUUUAGGAAAUAAUGAAUUUAGGAAACAGAAAAUAUACUGCAUUUUACACAGUAUUUUUUUAAUACAAUCUUUGUUUGCACACUUAUUAAUAAGCUGUAACUGGUCUCCCAGAAGCUGGUAUUAGUGAGGUCCUACUGAAUGGAGGAACCACAUUUAUUUUCUUGUGGGACCAUUUUCACAAACAUGAUAAAUGCCGUUUAUUGUCUUAACAUUGAGCUGGAAUAUCUACAACGUACAUUCCUGUCAUAGGAAGCUCUAUGGUGCACCUUGAUGUUCUCUUUUAUUGUAAUUAGCAACAUAUCAAUAUUAUUUUUGACACUGUGUGGUACAAAGGCCAUUUAUAAUUACACUAACAAAUUUGUUGCUGAUACAAUAAUAUAUUUUUUCUAUACAAAAGUGCUCCUUAAUAUGAAAUGAGAGUUAAGAAAUGGCUUCUCAGCACUUUCAGGUCUUCUGGUAAGAGAAUACGCCAGCCAAGCAAAAACCUAGAAGUAACCAUAUGAAAAUUCACACUCAGUGGUGUGCUAGCUGCUGGAAAAAAAUAGCGACUGGAAAAUACUCAUGAGUAAGCAUGAGUGUAGUCAGUUAAUGCAUAUCAGAUUCAUAUUUGAGGAGCCUUUGUAUUGGAAUUGUAUUGCAUUGUAUUUAUACUUGGUAUAGGUAGGAUGCUUCUAUUUAAAAUGAAGAGAGCGACCAGUCUUAGACUUCUUAUAACCUGUGUUUAUAUAAGCCUGCUGGGAAUCCUUAUUUCUAGCUCAGGUUUUCCUGUCCACAGCACAUAAAUCAAUAUUUGUUUGUACUUGCAUCUUGAAAUACUUCUUGUAUUGACUGACAUCAUACAGAAAUAAAUUCCGGCCACAAAAAAAAAUUUUACUUUGUUCAAAGGAUAAGAGUGUGACUAAUGUGGUAGGUAACUCAUUCAUGUCAGACUGACAUUUUUGUAUCAGGAUUGCAACUUGCAUGUGUGAGGUCAUGAUAAAAUGUUAUUUAAAGUGGCAUUAGACUAAAUGGUGCUAUGUUAUAUUACACCACUGACCAAAUUCUUCCAUAGUGCAGUUCCACUUGUUUCAUUCGUGAGUCACUGAAGUUGCACCAGGAAUAAAUUUGACCAAUUAGUUAACAACAGUUGUGAAGUGUUGUUACAGAAAAUAGUUUUAGGUUAUUGAAAUAUUCAAAAGCAACUGCGUUGAUAUGGGAGCCUGACUUAAACUUAGUAGGACUGAAAAUCUUGCUUGGAUUCUCAUAUCACACAAAUGCUUGGGGAAGAGUGACCGAUGGUCCUAAAGCAGAACACAAUCACCUUUAGAAGUUAAUUUUGAAUGACUCCUUUUCUUUUGUUUAAUUGCGAGGCUUCAUGCCCAGUGUCAUUCUGUUUUCGCAGUUUGCACCAUUGGGUAUUAAUAGUUUAUGCACUGAAAAGUGGUGAAAGAAUUGCUUCAGAACACACCGCUCUGUGUUUGCGUGUACAUAUGUGUUCCAAUGUCCAGCACAUAUAAUUUACUUCUUUUUUUUUGUAAAUCUCCGAAAUUGUUCCCUAACCCCCACUCCUACCCCUGAAGCAGCACUUUUGGGUGAAAGGGAGAAACACUCCUUUUUUCUUUCCUUCCUCUUUGUUUUUGUUAAUUGCAUACCUGUGAGUUAUGCAGAUAACAUUAGGGCAUUUGCAGCGUGUGUGUUUGCUUGUUCCUGUUCUGAACUAGUUUUCCAAGCAGAAAUUCCCUUUGAAAUAAUGUAAAAAAAGGAAAAAAAAA
This is a messenger RNA of Numida meleagris (helmeted guineafowl), 13774 nucleotides long. RefSeq names its product additional sex combs like 3, transcriptional regulator (gene ASXL3). The transcript has 10 exons. The record is from RefSeq and is a predicted model, not a curated record. The coding region runs from base 3944 to 10375 and encodes 2143 amino acids. Gene Ontology annotation, biological process: positive regulation of transcription by RNA polymerase II; animal organ morphogenesis. Gene Ontology annotation, molecular function: DNA binding; peroxisome proliferator activated receptor binding; chromatin binding. NCBI's taxonomy places the organism in Eukaryota, Metazoa, Chordata, Aves, Galliformes, Numididae. Gene Ontology annotation, cellular component: PR-DUB complex.